Salvelinus namaycush (lake trout) is the source of this 2638-nucleotide messenger RNA. RefSeq names its product ras association domain-containing protein 8-like. Gene Ontology annotation, biological process: signal transduction. Lineage: Eukaryota; Metazoa; Chordata; Actinopteri; Salmoniformes; Salmonidae. The record is from RefSeq and is a predicted model, not a curated record. The transcript has 6 exons. The coding region runs from base 456 to 1835 and encodes 459 amino acids.
UUUCCGCAGCGUGUUGGUCCGACCCCAAGGGCUAGCGCAGAGACGGCGCAGCGAAAAACUUUCAGCCAUGGAUAUUUCAAUGCACCUCAUUUUCUUUUGAUUCCGUUCUCUUUGCUGUGGACCGUAUCACUUUGUCGCAGUUCAUAUAAGUGAUUUAUAGGCUUGCCCCGAGAAAAUAUCACAUUUGCAGAUUCCAUUACUCAACAGCAUCUAUUUUUCCUAAACUUCAGUCCGGCUACAGAAGAGUAGGGGAACUUCUGUUGUUUUUUUCGUCACCUAGCCUACAACACGAAGGUCCUUCCUGGUUUGCGCUGUGUUCUUCCUCCUCAGUGAGUUGGUGGCCAGAGGUGCUGCAGCUGGAGCCACCCUGCACUGCUGGAGCUUCCAGGAAUGACGGGGCCAACCCAUCGCAGCCGGCCCCCUCGCAGCACCUGACCUGAGUCACCUGACCCAUCAUGGAGCUCAAGGUCUGGGUCGACGGGGUCCAGAGAGUUGUUUGUGGGGUCACAGAGGCAACCACCUGCCAGGAAGUGGUCAUCGCUCUUGCUCAAGCCAUAGGCCGAACUGGGCGCUAUACCCUGGUGGAGAAAUGGCGGGACACAGAGCGCCACCUGGCCCCCCACGAGAGCCCGGUGGCCUCCCUCAACACCUGGGGCCAGUAUGCCGGUGACGUCCAGCUGAUCCUGCACCGCACGGGCCCCUCCCUGACCGAACGCCCCCCCUCCGAGGGUCCCCUGCUCCGGGGUCCGGAACGCGGCCCACACCGGCAGAGCCUCCCGCCACUCGCCAAGCUCCGCCAUCCCAGCGAGCACGCCCUCCAUCGCCGCGAGCCGCGCCGCAAGUCCCUCACCUUCACCGGCGGGCCCCGGGGCCUCCGGGACAUCCUGAGUGGAGGCCGGGUGGGGGAGGGGAGGGAGUUCGAGGCCAAACGACGUCUCCUACUCCAGGGGAAUGGUGGGAACCAUAACCACCACCACCAUGCAGCAGCGGCAGCCACAGGAGUGGCAGUGUCCCCCGGCAUGUGGGCCUGCCGCAUGGAGGACCUGGUCAGACUGGUGGGGCUCCAGAGAGAGACUCUGGGCGUGCUGGAGAAGAGACUGGAGGCCUACGAGGCUGAACUGCAGACCUGGGGGGGGCGAGGGGGAGAGGAGGCCAGAGGAACAGGGGGGCUGAUGGAGGAGAUAGUGAGGCUGGAGAGACGGCUGAGGAAGAACGAGGUGGAGAUGGAGGAGGAGGAGUUCUGGGCCAGCGAGCUGCAGAUUGAGCUGGAGAGUGAGAGGCAGCUGGAGGACAGGCUUGAGGAGCUGAGAGGGCGUCUUCAGUGCGCUGAGGUCGAGCUGGGGGACAGGAUGGCUCUGGUACAGGGUGUAGAGGCAGGUCUGGAGGAGGAGCGUCUGCAGAGGGAGAGACAGGAGACUCAAAGGGUGAGCGAGGUGGAGGCCAAGGCGCAGGUACUCAGAGGCCGCACCGAGCUCAAGGCCCAGGACAGACAGUCUGUCCAGCUGGAGAGCAGCUGCAGAGCCGUGGACAGGUCCCUCGGCCUGAGUGGCAAGAGACUGCAGGACAUGCAUCAUGAGCUGGAGCAGCUGACCAAGGAGCUGAGACAGGUCAACCUGCAGCAGUUUAUCCAGCAGACUGGCACCAAGGUUACCGUGCUGCCAGCCGAGCCCAGUGAGGAAGAGGAGGGGACUACCCACACCGGACAGGGCACAGACUUGGUUCCUAUGUCUGGUUCCCUGAAGCGUCCCGUCUCCUUUCACCCGAUGCCUGGUCACCUUCGGGUCCUGCACAGUCCACUGACAUCUGGCCUAAACCCAGAAGGGAUCUACGUGUAAGAGAAAAGAGGGCACACUUGGGGUGACUUUGUUCCCGUGCUAGCUGGACACCUGAAUACCAUCCUAAAGGUAGCCUGGUUCCACUAAGACCUGAUCCCAGAUCUGUGUGCUUUAGCCAACUCCUCAACACCCAGUCACUCCUAGUCAAAUAAGUUGGCUAAAUACAGAUCUAGGACCAGUGCUAAAGGAUCCCUGUGAUGGGACAUCCAAGUACAGGUUACCUCAGUAGCACUCUCCGGUCCAUGCUCUGUUCUGUUACCUACAUAUCAUGGAGAACAGGAACACUUAUAGAGAUCAUAUUGUUAUAGGCCAUUGUGUACAAGCACUCCAAGUCUCCGACAUGGGCCAACAUGUGACGAUGAUAGCUCCAAUGAUGAAGGAAAAACUAUUGGUAACAUAUUUGACUGCAGGGCGCUUGAAUGGACAGACAGAGAUAGUUGAAAUAGACAAUAUAGCAACAGACAUGAGCACCGUGUGUCAUAACCCAAAUGGUUUUCUAUCUAUUUAAACCUUGGAACUAAAAGUGAUGCGUCAUUAUCAUCAUCAGCAUCAUCGUAGUUUUCAUCCCUUGAAAGUGUAUGCAAUUACUUUCUUUUCAUUUUAAUAAAUCAAGAAGUUUUGAAACGUUAAUAUUUUAUCCAUUAUAACAACAUACAGUAAAGAGGUUCGAUACUAUUUUUUAUGAAUGUUUGCAUUUUGGAAAAUAUCGCUCCAAACUGAAAAACUUGCUGUUGAAAUCUGUGAACUAAACCAUACCAGUCCAAAGUUUGGACACACCUACUCAUUCAAGGGUUUUUCUUUAU